Molecule: messenger RNA, 1339 nt
Organism: Hemibagrus wyckioides
Lineage: Eukaryota; Metazoa; Chordata; Actinopteri; Siluriformes; Bagridae
Gene: pigp
Product: phosphatidylinositol glycan anchor biosynthesis, class P
Exons: 4
Coding region: 222-614 (130 amino acids)
Biological process (GO): GPI anchor biosynthetic process
Molecular function (GO): phosphatidylinositol N-acetylglucosaminyltransferase activity
Source: RefSeq, a predicted model, not a curated record
UUGUGUCGAUCGUGUCUUAUUUAUAUAAAUAUUUAUUUAUAUAUAUAUAUAUAUAUAUAUAAACAUUGGUAUGUAGUAAAUUUGCUUUUUUAAAGAGUUAAGAAUAUAGUCAUGUAACAGAGUAUGUUAUGGAGGGAUCCGUUGCGUAGAUGAGCAUAUGCACUAUUGAAAUGUAAACUCUGCUAGUUACCUGAAUUACAGGUGAGAUCGUUAGAUUCAUCAUGGUAGAAAAUUCUCCCUCGCCUCUGCCUGAGAGGGCGAUCUAUGGGUUUGUCCUCUUCCUGGGCUCGCACUUUGCAUUUUUGCUUUAUUUAGUUUGGGCAUAUGUUCCUGAGACCUGGCUCCAUGCUGUCGGCUUGACCUACUGGCCCCAGAAGUAUUGGGCUCUUGCCUUGCCGAUUUAUCUGCUGGUUGCUUUAACCGUGUGUUUUGUGCUGCUGUUUGGAGUCAAUAUGAUAAACACAGCUCCGCUCUGUUCUGUGGACAACGUCACAGAUAAUUUUGCCAAGACGCAGCUUCAGGAUCCAGGCCAGAAAGGGGCCAUACCUAGACUGCGAGAUCUGUCCAUUAGUGAAGCCAACCAUCGUUUCUACCUCAAACACAAUGAACUCUGAGACCCCAGGCCUUAGCAGCUUGAUGCUGUGUCCUUGCAUGAUGCCUCAUGCCUCCAGAUUUCUGAUUUGCAUUGAUCCAUACAGAUGACCAGCAUCCAGGAUUGCUUUUCAUCAGCACUGGCUUCUAGAGUUUGCUGAGGUUUUAGAUGCACCUUUUCCAUCACUCACUCACGACAGCACAGACAUUUGACUUUAAGGUGACCUCUCAGCGUAAGGUAUGGUAAACACAUGACCCUUAGAGGUGGAGUCUAGUCAUGGCACUAAGCAGCGGGGAAAGGUUGCUGAACAACUACUCAGGUAGACGGACUUUUCACGGGCUGAUUGAGAGGAAGUAAAAGUAGGAGUGCAAAGGCAGUGUGAGAACUUUUGCCAAGAAAUAAACUUUGUGUUGUGUAGUUUUUUUUUUUUUUGUGUAGCUAAACUUUUGUUCUUUUUGCUAAUAGAUGGAGCUGCUAUCAGAAAGUACAGCUUAAACUGCAAAUUAUGCAAGAUUUCUGAAUACUGUCUGCAUGUUUUAUUGUGGAACUAUACAAUUAUAUUUACAGUUAUGACUAUUUAUAUUAAAAUGUGAAUUUAAAAAAAAAAAAGUCACUUCUGUACAAAUUUAAUUUGUCUUUUCUGUAAGUGUUGGUAAAAAAAAAUAUAAAUAAAUAAAUAAAUAAAUAUAAAUUUAUUAAUACUCCCAGUUCCCAGGGUUCUGUGAUAUGUAUCUUGAAAGCUGUCCA